CAGUGCGCCACUCGUGCAAGAUGCCGUGGAACAGCGACAGUAGCGAAAAUUACAUCGCCGAUGCACCCACCGAUGACACCGUAACGCCGCAGGAUGUUGCACUUGUGGCACAACGUUUCACCAAGGAUCCGUCGGUUCGGGUACUUGGGUACGACUUGAAGGCCUAUUCUUCCGACAAGCUCGGAUUUUCGGGAUGCCACAGACAACUGACGAUCAAAUUUAAGAAAAAUCACGCAAAAAGCUCCGAGACGAUAAAGCUGUUCGUGAAAUCCGUGGCCUACGACAACAAGGAGCAGAGCGAGUUGAUGACGGAUGCGGGUAUUUUCGUCGAGGAGCACAAUUUUUUCAACAGCAUCAUCCCGCAGUUGCUGGAAAAUUACGCGGGCGAGCAAUUUGCCCCAAUUUGUUACUUGUCGAAGGCAGAUUGUUUGAUCAUGGAAGAUCUCAGGUGUCACAAUUACCAAUUGCGCGCCAGCUUUUUCAACUGCCACCCGGAAGUCGAGUCCGCGCUCUCAACCUUGGCUCGGUUUCACGCCUCUACCAUCAUUGCCGAGGCUAAACUCACGCAAUCGUUCAAGAGACCAAUGACUCUAAAAGAACGCUAUCCGGAUUACUUUACGGAAAAAAUAUUCAAAAAGGACACUCGUGUGCACGAUUGGAUCACAAGUAGCAUCAACGUGGUUUGCGCUGUUGGGAAAAAAUUCGGUCACGAUCCCGAUAAAUUGAGAAAAGCUUUCGAUCGACUGUACGAAAUCGUGAAACCUUCGGAGGUCCACCGCAACGCGAUAACGCACAGUGACCUUUGGACGAACAACAUAAUGUUCGACGACGGCAAACCAACGCCGAAAUCGGUUCUCGUGGAUUUCCAGGUGAUCAGGUACAGUCCUUUGGUGCUGGACGUUUUGAAGUUCUUGUACAUGCACACGUCCCGGGAUUUUCGCGACAAUCACGAGAAGGAACUGGUGCAGGUUUAUCACUCGGUGAUGGAAGAAACGAUAAAAAAUAGUAAAAUGUCGGGAGUAGCCGUGGCUCCGACGUUGCUGGAAAUUACUUAUGCGAUGGACGAUUUGAGGGUAUAUGGGCCCGGUAUGGCUACUUUGUACCUACCGGCGGUAUUGUUGGAUCCGGAGAUGCUGAAAGAGGCAACCAAAGACUCCAUGGACUUCUUUUUCUCUGAUAGGACUGACUUAACUUUAGAUUUAUUGGAAAAAAACAAAGUGUAUCGAGAUCGGAUCAAGGAAGCUGUUGAUGAAUUAUCCAUUGUUUGUAACACGUUACAGUGAAUUUUGCCUUUUGCUCGGGUGUCGUAUAACAACAUCUGGUGUAGUCAGUUUUUUUGUUUUUUUUCCUCUCUAGUAACACAAUGUAUUAUUAUUCCUCGUAGUUACAUCUUCUCUGGACACGUGAGUUCGAGAAAUGUUUUUAAAUAAUUUUUCCACAAGUAUUAUUUCAACUCUUUUAGAUAAUUAUGUAACUAUGCAUCGAUUAGUCUACUAAAAAAUUUUUUAUUCAUCUCUGUACGCCUUGCUGAAAAACUUUCAGUACAUCUGACAUUUUUAUGCAUUUGAAAUAAUAUUUAAUAUACUCUGUAUCCAUUCUUCUUUAAAGCACAUACAUAUACAUAUAUUACUAUUGUUGUGAUAUACAUGUAAAGAUACAUCCGUAUGUGAUUAUGCAACGAAAACAACAAUAUUAACAUACAUAAAUGUGGUAAACAAUGUACAGCUAACGAACGUGUGGGUGUAUAGAUAUGCCCAUAUAUAAAAUGUGUUUGCGUGAAAAAAGUUUCGUAAGGCUAGUAUUUCGUACAUGUAUGAAUAUUGUACGAUACUGGUAGGUAGGUACAUACUUAUUGACUAUAUUUUCUGAUAUCAAGGAAUUAAAUGAUAAUAAUGAAAUGCCAAUAAAUUAAAUGAUAACGGGAAAAA
Messenger RNA from Copidosoma floridanum, 1928 nucleotides. RefSeq lists its product as uncharacterized. The record is from RefSeq and is a predicted model, not a curated record. Lineage: Eukaryota; Metazoa; Arthropoda; Insecta; Hymenoptera; Encyrtidae.